Molecule: messenger RNA, 948 nt
Organism: Serendipita indica DSM 11827
Lineage: Eukaryota; Fungi; Basidiomycota; Agaricomycetes; Sebacinales; Serendipitaceae
Source: the annotation of a GenBank genome assembly
AUGUCGUUCAACGCUACAAUGCUGCCUCCAAAGGCAGCACACCCAACUGCUGCAGAACUCUACGGCGCAGCGGGCACAGACUUUGACACGCUCUCCACCCUCGAAAAGUGGUGGGUACAGUGGUAUCUAUACUUUGGAGACCCGGUAAUUGCAACUGGAAUGCUCAGUUUCAUCCUGCAUGAGAUCGUCUACUUUGGACGCUGUAUCCCUGGAUCAUUAUUGAUUCUAUUCCCUAUUUCCGUCGUUGGAAGCUCCAGCCAAACAAGGAAUCUGGCUCUUCCAUCCUCUCACCGAAUUCUUCGGAAUGCAAACGUGGCAGUCCCCUUCCCAGACUACACCACCAUUGCCCUCCAAGUGGCCGGCUUCUUCGUCUUUGAAGAUUUCUACCACUUUGUCGCCCACCAAGCGCUCCACUAUGGUCCUCUCUACCGCAACAUUCACAAGCUCCACCACAAGUACAGCGCACCCUUUGGUCUCGCGGCAGAGUAUGCCCACCCGCUCGAGACGCUCAUCCUUGCCCUCGGCACACUCGGCGGUCCAAUCCUCUGGACAAUGUACUCUGGAAACUUCCAUAUCGUCACCAUGUACGUCUGGGUCACCCUCCGCCUCUUCCAAGCCGUCGACGCCCACUCUGGCUACGACUUCCCUUGGUCGCUCCAGCACAUUUUGCCAUUCUGGUCUGGUGCAGAUCACCACGAUUUCCAUCACAUGGCGUUCACCAACAAUUAUUCCACUUCGUUCCGCUGGUGGGAUCAUCUCUUUGGCACCGACGACAAGUACCGUGCGUACAAGGCAAAGCUCAAGGCUGCAAAGGCACAGGGCAAGGACGUUAAAAAGCUCGAGGCCGAGCUUCUCGAAGCGACCGAACGUGAGGGACAGAUUGCCGAAAAGGUUGCAGAGCAGACUGCCAUCUGGACAAAGGCAUCGAGCAAGGUCAAGGUUCAGUAG